Molecule: messenger RNA, 976 nt
Organism: Bactrocera tryoni
Lineage: Eukaryota; Metazoa; Arthropoda; Insecta; Diptera; Tephritidae
Product: nucleoside diphosphate-linked moiety X motif 8
Exons: 3
Coding region: 136-915 (259 amino acids)
Molecular function (GO): coenzyme A diphosphatase activity
Source: RefSeq, a predicted model, not a curated record
AUGAUGUGAUAAACGUUCUCUUUCUAUGAUAUACGUUCUCUGUAAAUGUACGAACAAAUUAAUAAUAAGCAAUCAGCUGAUUUGACGACACCACUUGUAUAUAUAAACAUUGAUUAAAAUAUUUAUUUAUUUAUAAUGCUAGUUAGAAAUUUUUCAAGAUGUUUUAUGUUUCGAAUCAUACGACGUCCAUUUAUCAUAUUUGCAACGGAACGAACAAGGAUACCAAAUCAAAACGACAAUAUCUGUGUUGACAAAUUCUUACGGUCAGAAAUCUUACUUUCAGAAGAAAAUAAACAGCGCGCAAUGCAAUGUAUGAAGAAAACACCCCAAAUUUUAUUGAAGAUGGGACAAACUACAAAAGAGAGGUCAUUCGCCGCUGUCCUCAUAUGUCUCUGCAAAGAUGAAAGGGGUGAAAUCUCUAUACUCUACACUCGGCGCUCUAGUCGACUGUCUCGGCAUGUUCGACAAAUAUCCUUUCCCGGGGGACUUAAGGAUUCUGAAGACAGUGAUUUUAUAGACUGUGCCUUGCGUGAAGCGGAGGAGGAAGUUGGUUUGGCUCGAAAUCGAUUAAAUAUUUGGGGAUCAGGCACUCUCAUAACCCCUCCACAUACUGCUGCAAUAAUGCCUGUUGUGGCUGCGGUUAAGGACUUUAAUCUAAAAGAAUUAAAACUCAAUGCGGAUGAAGUUGAAGAGGCAUUUCUAAUAUCCGUCAGGGAGCUGGUGCAUCCCAAAACGUUAAAGCAUACACAAUUUAAGGGAGGGUGGAGUACUCCUAAUUUCGUUGUUGGACAUAAUAAAGUGUGGGGCAUUACAGGCUUCUUAACAAAUAUGUUUCUAAGAUGCCUUAUUCCCUUUGAGUUAAAGAGACUUAAACAUCAUGCGAAAUAUGUUCGUCCAUUUAAACACCACCAUUAAUUUUCAUUUCUUGUAUAUAUAUACAUUUAUACGUACAGUUUUAUAAUCAAAAACAUAUUUC